This is a messenger RNA of Dalotia coriaria, 1601 nucleotides long. RefSeq names its product histone-lysine N-methyltransferase SMYD3-like. The transcript is spliced from 7 exons. Gene Ontology annotation, molecular function: protein binding. The record is from RefSeq and is a predicted model, not a curated record. Gene Ontology annotation, cellular component: nucleus. The coding region runs from base 206 to 1552 and encodes 448 amino acids. Lineage: Eukaryota; Metazoa; Arthropoda; Insecta; Coleoptera; Staphylinidae.
UAAUCAUGGCAACACUGUAACCGUGACAUUCGACGAAAACAAAUGAAAAACGUUGUUUGUUUCUUGAUUGUUACAUGUUAAUAAUCAUCAAAAUAAUUCUUAUAAAUAAUAGAAUAGCUUUAAAUACAGAAAAUAACUAAUAACUACAUGUGUGUUGUAGAAUUAAAUCUGUUAUGAUUGUUAACAAUCGCAUCAGUGUAACAAAAUGUCUGCAGCCGGCGAGGACGACAGCAAGAUGCGUUUGCAAAAGAAAAUCAGCGCCGGGACAACUUUACUCAAGGAGCAGCCGUUCGUUUUCGUACUCAGCUCGAAACUACACACACAGUACUGCGACAAUUGCUUUCAGAAAGGGCAGUUAUUGAAGUGUUCCAACUGCCAGUUUGUGUAUUAUUGUGGAAAAGGUUGUCAGCGUGAGGCAUGGUCAAUUCACAAGCCGGAAUGUGUGAGUUUGCGACGUGUUGCACCUCGGGUGAUACCAGAUGCAGCUCGACUUCUUGCACGACUCAUUCGGAAACUCCGCAAGGGUGGAGAUCUUGUGAAAAGUUACUAUACAGAAGGAAACUUUCGAAUGUUUAAAGAUCUCAUGUCACAUUACACGGAUUUGAAGGAAAACUCGAAGAAAAUGGAACAUUUUGUAUCUUUAUGCGGUGUUUUAUUCGAUUUUCUCGGCGGUGAAUCACUUCCCAACUCAGCGGAGCUGAUGGGCAUGUAUGGCCGAAUGUGCGUCAAUAGUUUCAACAUCUGUGACGCUGAAAUGGUCGCCUUGGGCACGGGUAUUUAUCUCGGUGCGUCGGUGAUUGAUCAUUCAUGUCGCCCGAAUGCGGUGGCGACUUUUGAAGGCACCACACUCUAUAUUCGUGCGAUUGAAGACCUGCCAUGUUUAGACUGGACACAUAUACAUAUUAGUUACAUUGAUGUAAUUGCAACGACGGAAAGUCGCCGGGAUGAACUCCAGCACACUUAUUAUUUCAUCUGUCAGUGUCCAAAGUGUGUGGAUACAAGCAGUCAUUAUGUUACAGGCGCUGCAUGUCAGCAUUGUAUCAUUGGCUGUGUGAAUAGUAAAACUUUCAAGUGUGAGGAUUGCGGCGAGGCUGCUAGUAUUGAAUUCAUCGAAAAGUUUCGCGAAAUUGUUGAAUUCUCCGAUGGACAUUUAAAAAACAUGCAGGAUAUGGCUUAUCUGGAUGUGUGUAAAUUUUGUCUAGACAGGCAGAAAGGUGUCCUGCACAAGUUAAAUCGUCAAUAUGUAAGAACUCUGGACCUGGGCUUUCAGGCUAGCAUCGAUUUCGGUCAGUGGAAGGAUGCGCAAGUGUUUGCAACGGAAUUAAUCGAUGGAUACAAAAUGUACUAUGGGGAUGUGCAUCCGUUGUUGGGGUUGUUGUACUUGAAACUGGGGAAGAUUUUAGUCUACAAGGCAAAGUGUAAUGAUGCUUUGCAAUAUUUAAAACUGGCGUUUGAUAAUCUCAAGUUAACACAUGGUGAUACCAGUAGAUUAUUUCGAGAUGAAUUGUUGCCAUUGAUGCAGCAAGCGCGAUUAGAAACCGGAUCUUUUUAAGUUUUGUAUAUUAUAUUGUAAGAAUGUUUCUGUAAAUCUAUUAUUCCAA